Acinonyx jubatus (cheetah) is the source of this 391-nucleotide messenger RNA. RefSeq names its product 60S ribosomal protein L28-like. NCBI's taxonomy places the organism in Eukaryota, Metazoa, Chordata, Mammalia, Carnivora, Felidae. Gene Ontology annotation, biological process: translation. Gene Ontology annotation, cellular component: cytosolic large ribosomal subunit; ribosome. Bases 10 to 225 code for a protein of 71 amino acids. Gene Ontology annotation, molecular function: structural constituent of ribosome. The transcript has a single exon. The record is from RefSeq and is a predicted model, not a curated record.
GCUGCCGCCAUGUCUGCCCGCCUACAAUGGGUGGUCGUGCAGAACUGCUCCAGCUUCCUGAUCAAGAGGAAGAAGCAGGUGUACAUCACAGAGUCCAAUAAGCUGAAGGCUCACAACUCCCUCUGCUACAAGGGGCUGAUGCACCACCAGACUGUGGGCAUGAAGCCGGCAGCCAAGGGCAAAAGGGUAGUAGUGGUGGUCAUGAAGCGGAAAUCUCGCCAGUGAAAACCUGCCACAUCCUACGUGUGGACCACCGUCAACAAGAAUGCCUGGGCCCCCCUCAGCAGCAUCAGGUACAUGAUCCGCAAGAACAAGUACCACUCAGAUCUGCACAUGGCUGCCACUGGCAGAGUCAGCGCCAACCCCUGCAGCCACAAGCCCAUGAUAGUAA